GCUGAGCGUACUUCACUGCAGUGCCCUACAGAAGCAGUAGCACUGCUUCAUCCUGCUUUCUCUGUCAGUCUGCUGCUGCUGCUCUCUCGGCUAUAGAGCACACACACGUACACGCACGCACACACACGCAUACACACACACACACGCACAUUCACACACUGUGGUCUUCCUGGGAUAGACACCGGCUACUCUCACCCUAUCUCUGCAUGACUGUCACAAAGGAGUCUAUCCUAAGGAACUCGGGGCACAAGGCAGGGGACACCACAGCACAAUCACAUACACACACACUGUGGACAAUUUGGAGAUACCAAUCAGCCUACAAUGCAUGUCUUUGAACUUUGCGAGGAAACCAGAGUACCCGGAUGAAACCUGCAAAGCACGGGGAGAACAUGCAAACUCCACGCUCAGAGGACGAAGGCGGGUAUCAAACCCCCAACCCUGGAGAUGUCAUGGCGUCCAACCUACCGAAGCUCCAAGUUUCGAAACGUCUAUGGCAAAGUUGCCAACAGGGAGCACUGCUUCGAAGGCAUAUCCAUCACCAAGAACGUCCAUGACAACCACUUCUGCGCUGUCAAUAGCAAGUUCUUGGCCAUAGUGACAGAGAGCGCCGGAGGAGGGGCCUUCAUCAUUAUCCCAGUCACUCAGACCGGCCGUAUCGACCCUCACCACCCAAAGGUCUGCGGUCACCAAGGCAACGUGUUGGAUAUCAAGUGGAACCCUUUCCAUGAGAACAUCAUUGCUUCCUGCUCAGAAGACUCUUCUGUGCGGAUAUGGGAGAUUCCAGACGGUGGCCUGAGAAGGAGCAUGACUGAAGCCAUAUUGGAGUUGUAUGGUCACAGUAGACGAGUGGGUCUUAUAGAAUGGCACCCGACCAGCAGCGGCAUCCUGUUUAGCGCAGGAUAUGACUACAAGAUCCUGAUAUGGAACCUGGAGAUUGGAGAACCGGUGAAGAUGAUUGAUUGCCACACAGAUGUGAUCCUCUGCAUGUCGUUCAACACUGAUGGAAGCCUGCUGGCCACCAGCUGCAAGGACAAGAAGCUGCGCCUCAUCGAACCCCGCUCAGGCCAGGUGCUACAGGAGGCGAGCUGCAAGAACCACAAAGUAAACCGUGUUGUGUUCCUGGGCAACAUGAAACGACUCCUAACAACGGGGGUGUCCCGCUGGAACACACGACAGAUUGCACUCUGGGAUCAGGAAGAUCUGUCCAUGCCAAUAAUAGAGGAGGAGAUAGACGGCCUCUCUGGGUUGCUCUUCCCUUUCUAUGAUGCAGACACACACAUGCUGUAUCUGGCAGGCAAGGGUGAUGGUAACAUUCGCUACUAUGAAGUGACUACAGAGAAGCCUUACAUGCAGUACCUCAUGGAGUUCAGGUCCCCUGCACCUCAGAAAGGACUCGGUAUUAUGCCGAAACAUGGCUUGGAUGUGGCAUCCUGUGAAGUCUUUAGGUUUUAUAAGCUGGUAACACUGAAAGGAUUGAUCGAGCCCAUCUCCAUGAUCGUGCCUAGAAGGUCAGAGACGUAUCAGGAAGACAUCUACCCCAUGACUCCAGGAACAGAACCUGCUCUUUCCGCUGAUGAGUGGCUGAGUGGUCUUAAUCGAGGGCCAGUGUUAAUGUCUCUCAAGGAGGGCUACAGCAGACCCAGCAAGCUGGUGUUCAAGGCUCCGGUGAAGGAGAAGAAGAGUGUGGUGGUGAAUGGGAUUGACCUGCUGGAAAAUGUGCCUCCCCGCACAGAGAAUGAGCUCUUGCGGAUGUUCUUCAGGCAGCAGGACGAGUUGCGGCGGCUGAAAGAUGAGCUAGCGCAGAAGGACAUUAAAAUACGACAACUCGAGCUGGAGCUGAACAACCUGAGAAACAGUCCGAAUAUCAACAGCAACAACAAUAACAAUAGCAGUGACAACAGCAUGUGACCAGGGUCAAGCCCUUGUAAAAUAACUCCCAAUACUGCUGAACAACUUCCAGGAUACCCCUCUCUUAUAUCCCACAAGGCCUAACCUUUGUCCCCACCAAGCAGUGUCUCUCUGAUCCUAACUGUUGAUGCCUUUAAUGCUGUCAGACUCUACUGGGGUGUAAGUCGACCCCUUUAUCACUAAAACCUCUCACACCUUAUGGCCUGUGUUUACUGCUGCUUUCCCAGCAGUAUCAGUAUAGCUAAGGCUCACGUUCACAAACAAACACAAAGAUUUGUGGAGGAAAAGUAGUUAAAAGGGACAAAAUGUUCUUUAAGAUUUCUUUCCUGCUAUUUAACUCUAUUAAUUGUAUUUUACUCAUACACUCUCUGUCUUUCACUUUUAUGCAUAUUUCUCCUUUGUUGUGGAUAUGUGGGCUGCCAAAUUUGCAGUAUUGGAUUGGAAUGGCUUUGACAAAUAUUUGAUACAAGCCAUUAACUGUAUUAUGUUUUUUGUGUGUUUUGUUUAUAAUUGUAAUUAUUUAUUUUGUUAUAUAUGUUUCCCCCCAUUUACGCAUUGUUUUAAAUAAUUAAGCUUAUCUUAUCUUUAACCAUGAAUGUAGAGACAGAGAUCAUUAGCUGUUCAACCAAAUAUGUCUUUUAGAAUUCAUUUAGCAUAUCUUGUCUUUUUUUUUUUUUUGUCUUACAAUCUUAAAGAUGCAAUAAGUAUGAUCUACAUGGGAAGGUAUUUUGGAUUAAAGAUGCAGUUUGUAAUGUGCAAUUUAAUUAGAUCUUUGCCAUACAAUUGGCCUUGCUAGUUUCUUCAUUUCGGACUGGUUUUUCCUUAAUAUUCCUUAAAAUGCAGGUCAUACAGAGUACAUAAUUUUAACAGAGGUUAGUUGUUAAUUACAAUUCAUCUUGCAGGCAGUAGAAGGAUCUAAAAAUUACAAACUGCUCCUUUAAUAUCUAACGAUUGCUGAUGCAUUGGCUGAGAAAAUCUCUCUUCUGAAGUGUUAAAGCUUCCAGGUUGCAACAAGCCAAAGCAGCUUUUAAUCACAUUCUAGUGAACCACAAAACAUUACUUAUUGUAUCUUUAAUGUACUUUGUUCAGAGGCUCGGACCUGAUUGUAUGCACAAUGCCAAGUUCAAUGAAAAUAGAGUUCAAUAGAAAGUUCAAUAGAAAGCAUUCACAACACAGUAUAACCAUAACUAAUACCUAAUGUAGUAACACCAUAUACUGUACACCUAGAAUUGAACCUAACAUGAGUGUGUUGUCACUAAAAUAACCUUCAGGAAGUGUGUUCAUGUUCUACUGCAAAUGAAAAGUUAAAAGGUACUAAGCUGUACCUUUCCUUGUCACUGGGGUGAUACAGUCACGGGUACACCUUUUGUACGUUAUAGUAUUUAUCUUUUAUCUAGAAAUGUGCAUCUAACGUAUCUUUAAUGCAUUACUAAAAGCUAAAAACUAAUUAUGGCCCAAUUGUGUACCUUAAAGAUACACUAUAUCCAUGUUUUCAAAUUAAAUGUAGCCUACAUAUUAAAUGAACAAAAGUUAAAGGGUAAAUGGUCUGCACUUAUAUAGCACUUUUAUCCAAAGCUACCAAGCUCAAACACCAAUGGUAACAGAGCGGCCAUGCAAGGCACUAACUUGCCAUCGCGAGCAACUUGGGGUUCAGUGUCUUGCCCAAGGACACUUUGGCAUGUGGAGUCAUAUGGGCCGGGAAUUGAACCACCAACCCUAUGAUUAAUGAACAAAAAGAUUUACCCUUGAGGGUACCACCCUAGCGACAAAGAAAAGUUACAGAUUAGUACUAUUUUUCAGAAAGUGUAACGAAACACAAUGAUGAUAAAAAAGCAGUACAUUUAUAUAGGUAUCGUUUGAUGCGAAGAAAUGUGAAAAUAGUGAGUGAAUAAUAAGUAAGAAUUGCCAAAUUCUUACAGUAGAGGCAACAGUAAGUGGAAGUAAAUGUGAGACUUUUAUUUUAGGAUUGCUUGUAGGGUAUACAGCAUACCAGCUGGAAGUGUUUAUUGUGCGUAGGUGGUUUAUAAUUGUACUUUUUAACCAAUCUGUCUGGGCUUCCUGUGAAAGGAUGAAGGGUGUCUCAUUCUUUCCUGCCCCUCUCAUCAUAAUUGAAUGAUUAAUGUAAAUCCCCCAAGAAUAUAAGCAGUAUAUAUAUACUGCAUGCAUGCAUGCAUAUAUAUAUAUAUAUAUAUAUAUAUAUAUAUAUAUAUAUAUAUAUAUAUAUAUAUAUAGGGGUUGCAUUGUUCUAAGGAGAGAGCAGGAAUCUUGCCAGACUGAUCCCAGAUCCAUGCAAGCCUCUCCUUUGUCACAUUUGAACUCACUGAUAGAAAUAUGAACAUAUUAUCUGAUGAUACAUCAUUUGGUGUGCUCAUCAGACAAUAUGUGAUUUGUGUACGAGUGAUUGAAAUGAGGCCUUACUUCAUUCAUAAUCAGAUCCACACCUGCAGCUUUAAACCCCUGGACUGGUCAGAGACACAGAAGGCAGGCUGUUUGACUAUGGACCACGUAGGAAACAUUUUUGCUCAUAAAAUAAUGUCUCAUAAAGUAAUCUCACCUCCUUUAAAGGCUUGAUUCAUUCCUGCUCCAUGCACAGUAAAUGGGAGAGCAUAUAAACACUCCCAUCCCGUCGAGUAUCUCAGCUCCAGACCUGGAGGCCCACUGUUCUAUUGAGUCUCGAGUUGUCCCUGCGCUAAACACACCUCAAACAGUGGGCCACCUAUUGAGAAAUGCUCUACUGAACAACUUUAGAAGCAUGCAUUAUUAUGGUUUAAACCAAAGCGCUGCUGAAUUCUCAAAUCGGAUUGGUCAGAAAAGCAGUGAUUAAUUUGCUGUAACAGCAGCUCUAACAGCUGUGCCGGCUGCAAGGCAAUUCACCGGGUUAUAUUAAUGUGCACAUUCUAAUACGCUAUAGUUUUUAUGUACAGUAACAGCUAAUUCAUUGGGGACUUGUAGAGUAGAUGCUCCAUAUAUUCUAAGUCAAAUAAUAAACAGAUUAAAAACUAUUAUUUAACAAAGAAUAAUGUAUAAUGCUUGAUAUGGUAAAGCUUUCUGUAAGAAGUGUAUUUAACAUUUAUGCAAGGAGUCUCCAGAGUCAGUACUUUUUCUGCCAGUCUUCAGGAUGGAGGACUUUGGUGCUUUCUGGUUUCUUGGAAACCUGACAAUCUGCAUUUUUUUUUAUGUCUCAUUAACUUAACAAGAGAGAGCAAAAGGAGAAGCUGGUGAGGGAACUGCUUAUGUCUGCUAAAACAGAAGAGAUAACCUGAGCUAACCGGUCUUGCUAAUGUUCCACAACAUUAAAUGUAUAAAAAAAAAAAAAAAAA
This is a messenger RNA of Ictalurus punctatus (channel catfish), 5228 nucleotides long. RefSeq names its product coronin, actin binding protein, 2Ba (gene coro2ba). Lineage: Eukaryota; Metazoa; Chordata; Actinopteri; Siluriformes; Ictaluridae. The record is from RefSeq and is a predicted model, not a curated record. Gene Ontology annotation, molecular function: actin filament binding. Gene Ontology annotation, biological process: actin filament organization. The coding region runs from base 445 to 1908 and encodes 487 amino acids. The transcript is spliced from 13 exons.